AUGUCUAGGGCCCGGAAUGCAAAGGAGAUGGAUAGGAAUACUAAAUAUUUUCACAAUAUCGCCUCGGCAAGAAGAAGGAAUAACAGAUUCGAGUCAUUGGAAGCUUCCUCAACGGUGAGCUUUAGAGAUGGUUUAGUGAACCGACUGCAGAGGGAGGAAGCUGAAGCCUUAGAGGUGAUACCUUCAGCAGAGGAAGUAAAGGAGGCGGUAUGGGACUGUGAAUCUUCGAAAGCACCAGGGAAUGACGGAUACAACAUGAAUUUUAUAAAAAAGUGUUGGGGGGAGAUUGGAUCAGAAUUCACUACAGCUGUAUUGAGCUUCUUUGAGCAUGCAAGACUACCAGCAGACUCCAAUGUAACAUGGGUAGCGUUGGCACCAAAGUUCGUUGGGGCGAAAGAGAUAAAAGACCUUAGACUAAUUAGCAUGGUUGGUUGUGUGUAUAAAGCCAUCUCUAAAUUGUUGAAACGAAGAAUGAGGAGUGUAAUGCCAGGAUUAGUGGGAGAGUCCCAGAGUGCCUUCGUGAAAGGAAGGAAGAUACACGAUGGAGCUUUAAUUGCAUGCAAAACGGUACAUUGGCUAAAACGACAAAGAAAGGCAGCAGCGAUUAUCAAACUGGACUUCCACAAAGCCUACGAUAGAGUUAAAUGGUGCUUUUUUUAUACGGUGUUAGAGAAAAUGGGUUUCGAGAGGGGACUUCGUCAAGGUGACCCGUUAUCGCGAUUCCUGUUUGUCUUGGUAGUGGAUGUGCUCAACAGAAUGAUCGGCGAGGCAAUGAGGAACGGUCGCAUUUCCACACUAUUGGUCGGUAGGGAUGAUAUUGAGUUAUCACACUUACAGUUUGUAGAUGACACAAUAUUAUUCUGCCCGCCAGAAGAGGGGAUAGUGAGGAGUUAUAAGAGACUUCUAAGGUGUUUCGAGGUUAUGUCGGGACUGAGCAUUAACUUUGAGAAGUCUAGCUUGAUACCAGUGAAUUACAGUCAGGAGUGGACCAGUCGGAUGUGUCAGAUGCUUGGAUUCCAAGAAGCAACCUUGCCAGUGAGGUAUCUUGGUAUUAGCUUAGGAGCAAAUCCGCGCCUACCAGUGUACUACCUGAGCCUGUAUAAGAUGCCGAAUGCAGUUGCUCGAAGAAUCAUUUCUUUACAGAGGCGAUUCUUCUGGGAGAAAGAUGACGGACGACCUGGCAUGGCUCUUGUGAAAUGGGAGUGGCAUUUCUCGAAGGAGGACUGUCCGUUGUGGAAGAAAAUUGUGUGUUCUUGCAAUAGACUGAACCCAAAUCAGUUGCUAUCUACUCAGAUUUUACCAGUAAGAGAGGGUCCAUGGAGAGAUAUAUGUCAUCUACAAAUAAAGGAGCAAGAAGUAAGGCAGAAGAUGAUUGAUGGCCUCGCGAUUGAGGUAGGGGAUGGCAGGACUACCAAAUUUUGGGAGGAUACGUGGUUGCAAAUAGAAAAACUGAAAGACUGUUAUCCGAGGCUCUUCUUCAUUUCGAACCAAAAAGGAUCACCAAUUGGGGAUUGUGGGUUUUGGGAUAGGAUAGAGUGGAUUUGGCAUUUUCAGUGGAGGCGGGAGCUCCACCAGUGGGAAUCAGAGACUUUAGAUCAGCUGCUGUAUGCCUUGCAAUCUGUUGGGCUGAUAGCAGAAGUGCAAGAUAGAGUGGAAGCGACUAUGGAUGAGGAGAUUCUGAGGUACAGGUUCAUAAAAGAGAUUUGGAGAGGUUUAGUUCCGCCUAGAGUUGAGUUAUUCUCUUGGUUUGCUCUGAUUGGCCGGAUCAACACAAAGGACCGGCUUAGUAGGUUGGAAUUUGGUCAGAAGUGGACAGCUCCCGGCACCUUGAAAGAUCACUUUGAGAGUUGGAGGUACAUGUCUAUGAGACAGGAGGUGCGCAAGUUCUGGCUAGUUGGGUUCUUUUCUGUGAUAUGGAACAUUUGGUUACGGAGAAAUGAUGUAAUCUUUCAGAACAAGACAGUAGGCGUUGUAGAGUGUGUGGCACAAUCGUUUCUUAGUGCUGCAGAAUGGUGUGGGAACUAG
Molecule: messenger RNA, 2025 nt
Organism: Arachis duranensis
Lineage: Eukaryota; Viridiplantae; Streptophyta; Magnoliopsida; Fabales; Fabaceae
Exons: 7
Coding region: 1-2025 (674 amino acids)
Source: RefSeq, a predicted model, not a curated record